CAUAUGCGCUCAAUGGGGCUGUGGCUCUCUCGGUAUAGAUAAAUGGCAAUCAUGCUUCGAUGAGCCUUUGCACCCUAUGUCGAGUAAUUCGCCGCAUGACAACGACUAUGCGCCCGCCGUAGCUUCAUCCAGCCGAGGCUCGCCGGCCCAGGAAGACGAGGACUUCGAUGAUGGAGUCGAGGAUCCGGCAGACGAGCUGCUGACCGAAGACCCUUUACAUGGCAAUGGACAUUUAAAUGGCGGUGUGUCCUUCAAACGAGCGCAGAAGGCUGCCAGGCCAUCCUUUGCAUCGCGCUUCCUACCCUCACCUUUCCAAAGUAGUCGCACAUCUACACCCACACCCUCGCAUGGCGUGCGUAGUGGACAUGGUGUGCAACCAACAACGGGAAACAUUCUCUCCUACUUGAAUCUACCGACCGACCCUUCUGCCGGCAUUCCAGACAGCAAGGAUGCCGUGAGCCUGGACUGGUACGUCGAGGGACCGGGGCGAAGGGUAGGCUACGAUGACUUGACCGCAAUCGACUGGAUCUACGAAUAUAGCAAGGAACGUACGCGCCUACGCCAACUUGUAUCAAACGCGCCCGGACUGCUCGGCCAACUGAAACAGGUCGCAGACGCCAGCCAGAUAUGGUGGAUCCUUGUAGCCACCGGCAUCGCAGUCGGUGGCAUAGCGGCAAGUAUCGACGUCGUAAGCGACUGGAUGGGCGAUCUAAAGCAAGGCGCCUGCAGCAAUGUAGAAGACGGCGGGAAGUUCUACCUUAGCCGACCGUUCUGUUGCUGGGGCACAAACAGCUACGCCGAAUGCGCUGACUGGCGCACGUGGAGCACCAUGCUUGGCGUGAGUAAUCUGUUUGGCAGUUACGUGAUCGAGUACAUCUUCUUCGUGUGCUUGUCCGUGCUGUUCGCGACAUGCGCCAGCCUGCUCGUCAACAGAUACUCUCCGUACGCCAAACAGAGUGGUAUACCGGAGAUUAAGACUGUUCUUGGUGGCUUCGUCAUUCGGAGAUUCUUGGGUGCUUGGACUCUGGUCGUCAAGUCGCUCGGCUUGUGUCUGGCCGUUGCUUCUGGCAUGUGGCUGGGCAAAGAAGGGCCGCUUGUCCAUGUCGCAUGUUGCUGUGCAAAUGUCUUCAUGAAACUGUUCGAUGGGAUCAACGGCAAUGAGGCUCGCAAGCGCGAGACGCUGUCUGCUGCGGCCGCAUCUGGGAUAUCAGUCGCCUUCGGAUCGCCCAUUGGUGGUGUGCUGUUCAGCCUGGAGCAGCUGAGCUAUUACUUCCCGGACAAGACGAUGUGGGCUUCUUUCGUCUGCGCAAUGGUCGCAGCGGUCACAUUACAAGCAUUCGACCCUUUCCGGACGGGCAAGCUGGUGCUCUACCAAGUGACUUACCACAGCGGUUGGCAUCUCUUCGAGCUCGUUCCCUUUGCUCUCAUUGGUAUUAUUGGCGGGCUUUACGGUGCAAUGUUUAUUAAGCUCAACAUGCUGGUCAACAGAUGGCGGACUUCGAAACACAACCCAUUCCUGACCCGGCCUGUGCUUGAGGUGAUAAUUGUGGCCUUGAUCACCGCUCUGGUCAGCUUCCCAGUAUCCUUCUUGCGAGCGCAGUCAAGCGAACUGGUUGAGUACCUGUUCGCUGAGUGCCGAGACAUCAGCGACGACUAUCUUGGUCUGUGCAAGGCUGGUAUCGCCAACACCGGUGUUAUCUUCAUCCUUCUUAUCUCGGCACUCAUUGGCUUCUUGCUCGCCACGGUUACAUUCGGCCUGCAGAUACCGGCAGGCAUUCUGCUCCCCUCGAUGGCAGUCGGAGCGCUGUAUGGUCGCGUGAUCGGACUGAUAGUAGAGGUCUGGCAACGCGAGCAUCCGAACUUCAUCGCCUUCCGGUCCUGUGAGCCCGACAUACCGUGUGUCACACCAGGCACUUACGCCGUCAUAGGCGCAGCUUCCGCAUUAGCUGGGGCUACAAGGAUGACCGUCAGCAUUGUGGUUAUCAUGUUCGAGCUUACCGGCGCAUUGACAUAUGUAUUGCCAAUCAUGAUUGCUGUUAUGCUUUCGAAGUGGGUUGGCGAUGCGUUUGGGAAGCGUGGGAUUUACGAGUCUUGGAUACACUUCAACGGCUAUCCUUUCCUGGACAACAAGGACGAUACGCCGGUGCCUGAUGUGCCCGUUAGCCAGAUAAUGACAAGGUACGACGACCUUGUCUGCAUCACCGCUACAGGCCACACGACAACGAGCUUGCGGGAGCUGCUAGGAGAGCACCGUUUCCGCGGCUUUCCAGUGAUCAACGAGCUGCGAGAGAGCGUGCUGUUAGGCUACAUAUCCCGUACUGAGCUCACCUUCGCACUCGAAACCGCUAGCACCAGCCGCGCAAUGCCGUCAACCACAGAAUGCUACUUCCAGCAUCAACCGCUCGCAGACCCUACCGUCACUCUGGACCUGAGGCCAUGGAUGGAUCAAACACCCAUCACGUUGUCCUCACGAAGCAGCUUCGGGCUGGUGAAGGAUAUGUUUGAGAAGCUCGGCCUGCGUUACAUCAUCUUCACGGACAGAGGAUCAUUGACCGGCUUGCUGACGAAGAAGGAUCUGUGGUAUGUGCUCAAUGAGGGUGAGGUGGGUAGAGCUGGUGGCUUGGGAACCGGUGUGUUGCGGGAGGAGAGGACGGAUGGUGGGGAGGACGAGCGAGGGCUCAUGGGUGAUCAUGACGGCGCUGACGCGGAUGGACAUGGAGAUGGUCGGGGGGAAGACGGGUAGCCUUUUUUGUUAGCCCAAUGGAAGCCGUUGCCAAUUACUUCACGAUCAUUGCGAGUCUGACGGUGUUGCUCUAUGUACGCCGAGCUCUGAUGAAGGCGUUGGUUUUUAAGAAAGAGGCCGUGGCUUCUACCCGCGACUUGCCAUAAAGGCCUCAAACGGGCUGCGAAAAUGUGGGUGUAACGGCACAAUUGAACGCAAAACCAAUAAUCAAAUGCUAUUGCUUAGGACCAGCUUGCUUCUUCAGGAUGCGCCUACCGAUGUCACGGAAGCGCCGAUUUCUACGGCUCUGAAAUCACCCUCAAGCUUAUAUCGGACCUGAACUGCAUCAUUGCCACGACGAGGUUCACCCCCCGUUGGCAUUUCCGAGAGCUUGCCUCCUUCGCCUAGCUCAGCAUGCACGUAUGGUAUCUUCACAUCUAAUUCGUAUAGGAAG
Molecule: messenger RNA, 3176 nt
Organism: Baudoinia panamericana UAMH 10762
Lineage: Eukaryota; Fungi; Ascomycota; Dothideomycetes; Mycosphaerellales; Teratosphaeriaceae
Exons: 2
Coding region: 77-2743 (888 amino acids)
Biological process (GO): transmembrane transport; chloride transport
Cellular component (GO): early endosome; Golgi apparatus; membrane
Molecular function (GO): voltage-gated chloride channel activity
Source: RefSeq, a predicted model, not a curated record